AUGACCCAGCAUGUGGACAAGGAAUCUAAGAAAAAAGCUUCUGGUUCAUUGUUACAUAUUGCAUCUGAGGCUGUCCAUUCAAGAAUCAAGAAUCUGAAGAGGCGAGACCAUCAGUGCCAGGCGUUCAUGAGGAAGGUCAUAGAGAGCGGCAUCUUCAGGACACUUAUCAUCACCACCAUCUCUCUCAAUGCCUUUUUCAUGGUCUUGUGGACCAGUUAUGACAUCCGAUACCGCUUGUUCAGGGUAUUUGAGAUCUCAGAAAUCAUCUUUGUGUCCAUCUGCACCUCGGAGUUCUGCCUGAAAGUCUAUGUGGACCCCCUCGACUACUGGAAGGAUGGUUACAACCUGCUGGAUGUAGUCAUCCUCAUCAUCAUCUUUAUCCCCUACCUGCUCCGCAAGAUCAAGGGCAAACACUACCGCUACCUCAACGUGGCGGACGGCAUCCAGUCCCUCCGCAUUCUCAAGCUCAUCCCCUAUAGCAGAGGGAUCAGGACCCUCAUCACGGCCGUGGGACAGACGGUCUACACCGUGGCCUCCGUGCUCACGCUGCUCUUCAUCCUCAUGUACAUCUUCUCCAUCCUGGGCUUCUGCCUGUUCGGAGUCUCGGAUAAGGGCGACCUGGAUAACUGGGGCAAUCUGGCCGUGGCUUUCUUCACCCUCUUCAGCUUGGCCACGGUCGACGGAUGGACAAACCUGCAGGAAGAGUUGGACAACCGGAACUUCCUGGUGAGCCGCAUCUUCACCAUCACCUUCAUCCUGCUGGCCUCCUUCAUCUUCCUCAACAUGUUUGUGGGGGUGAUGAUCAUGCAUACCGAGGACUCCAUCAAGAAGUUUAAGCGCGAGCUCAUGAUCGAGCGGCACGCGACCAUGAUGGAGGAGAAGCAGGUGAUCCUGCGGCGGCAGCAGGAGAGGGUCAGUAGGCUGAUUCAGACGCAGAAAAGCUCCAAAAAGAGUUUUGGCGAGUUGGUGGAGAACUUCAAGAAGACGCUGCGGCACACGGACCCCAUGGUGCUGGAUGACUUCGGCACUAGUCUGUCCUUCAUUGACAUCUACCUGUCCACCCUGGACAAUCAGGACAUCACCAUCAACAAGCUUCAAGAGCUCUACUAUGAGAUCGUGAACGUGCUGGCCCUGAUGCUCGAGGACCUACCCGAGGAUGCCUCUGACGUGUUAGACACCUUUGAUUAG
Messenger RNA from Dipodomys ordii (Ord's kangaroo rat), 1188 nucleotides. It is a transcript of the gene Catsper3, whose product is annotated as cation channel, sperm associated 3. Lineage: Eukaryota; Metazoa; Chordata; Mammalia; Rodentia; Heteromyidae. The transcript has 8 exons. The record is from RefSeq and is a predicted model, not a curated record. Gene Ontology annotation, cellular component: membrane. Bases 1 to 1188 code for a protein of 395 amino acids. Gene Ontology annotation, molecular function: monoatomic ion channel activity. Gene Ontology annotation, biological process: monoatomic ion transport; transmembrane transport.